AAAACCUGCUUUUGCUUUGUUAUUAUGGGGCAUUGUGUGUAAAAAUUAUUUAAACCAUUUUAGAAUAAGGUUGUAAUGUAACAAAAUGUGGUAAAAGUCAAGGGGUCUUCAGAAUGCUCUAUACACACCAUGCAGUAUUUUGGGGACUAUAUAUAUACCAUGCAGUAUUUUGGGGACUAUAUAUAUACCAAGCAGUAUUUUGGGGACUAUAUAUAUACCAUGCAGUAUUUUGGGGACUAUAUACACACCAUGCAGUAUUUUGGGGACUAUAUAUAUACCAUGCAGUAUUUUGGGGACUAUAUAUAUACCAUGCAGUAUUUUGGGGACUAUAUAUAUACCAUGCAGUAUUUUGGGGACUAUAUAUAUACCAUGCAGUAUUUUGGGGACUAUAUAUAUACCAUGCAGUAUUUUGGGGACUAUAUAUAUACACCAUGCAGUAUUUUGGGGACUAUAUACACACCAUGCAGUAUUUUGGGGACUAUAUAUAUACCAUGCAGUAUUUUGGGGACUAUAUAUAUACCAUGCAGUAUUUUGGGGACUAUAUACACACCAUGCAGUAUUUUGGGGACUAUAUAUAUACCAUGCAGUAUUUUGGGGACUAUAUAUAUAUACCAUGCAGUAUUUUGGGGACUAUAUACACACCAUGCAGUAUUUUGGGGACUAUAUAUACACCAUGCAGUAUUUUGGGGACUCUAUAUACACACCAUGCAGUAUUUUGGGGACUAUAUACACACCAAGCAGUAUUUUGGGGACUAUAUAUAUACCAUGCAGUAUUUUGGGGACUAUAUACACACCAAGCAGUAUUUUGGGGACUAUAUACACACCAAGCAGUAUUUUGGGGACUAUAUAUAUACCAUGCAGUAUUUUGGGGACUAUAUAUAUACCAUGCAGUAUUUUGGGGACUAUAUAUAUACCAUGCAGUAUUUUGGGGACUAUAUAUACACCAUGCAGUAUUUUGGGGACUAUAUACACACCAAGCAGUAUUUUGGGGACUAUAUACACACCAUGCAGUAUUUUGGGGACUAUAUACACACCAAGCAGUAUUUUGGGGACUAUAUAUACGGCAUGCAGUAUUUUGGGGACUAUAUACACACCAUGCAGUAUUUUGGGGACUAUAUAUACACCAUGCAGUAUUUUGGGGACUAUAUACACACCAAGCAGUAUUUUGGGGACUAUAUAUACACCACGUGGUAUUUUUCCAAACAAUUCAACACUUCACUGUUUUAACUCCAUAACUAUUGUAGGGGAGAUCAAUGAGGUUAGAGGUUACCAUGGAGAUGAAUGAUUGACAGCUUGCUGGCUGGACACCUAGCACAGGAUGUGGAAGAGCGUGUGUGUGUGUGUGGCUGAAAAGUGCUGGGCACAGUGUAACCUUAAUGAUGACUGUGCAUAAAGGAGAGUUUGACGAGACCCUGUACCAAGGGAUGGAGGAAGGAGAGAGAGAGAGAGAGAGAGAGAGGAGGGAGGGAGAGAAAAACAGGGAGGGAGAGAGGGUGAGUGGGUGAGAGGGUCAGAGGGUGAGU
Molecule: messenger RNA, 1523 nt
Organism: Oncorhynchus gorbuscha (pink salmon)
Lineage: Eukaryota; Metazoa; Chordata; Actinopteri; Salmoniformes; Salmonidae
Exons: 2
Coding region: 130-1227 (365 amino acids)
Source: RefSeq, a predicted model, not a curated record